Molecule: messenger RNA, 2493 nt
Organism: Prorocentrum cordatum
Lineage: Eukaryota; Dinophyceae; Prorocentrales; Prorocentraceae
Source: the annotation of a GenBank genome assembly
AUGGCGUCCUUCCACAACUCCUUCCACGGAGCACCAGAGUGCAACAACUGCAGCCAUGUCCUCAGCCAUACCCACAAGUUCUGCCCGCGGUGCGGGGCCGCCGCGUCCGGCGCCUCCCUUGCCGCCCCCUCCUCCUUCGUGUCCUCCCAGCUCGGGCGGAAGCGGCUGUUCAGCGGGGACAGCGACGAGGGCAGCGAGAUGGCCGACUGCGGUCGGGAGGACCUGCUGCAGGAGCUCCAGGAGAACGAGAGGCUGACCGAUAGGAUCACGGAGCUCGAGAGGCUGAAGGCCGAGCUGGCGGAGAGCUGGCUGCAGAAACACCAGCAGCUGGAGAGCAGCCUCGAGGAGCUGCACCUCGCAGAGCACGAGGAGGCGGAGGCCCAGUACCAGGCCUCCCUCGAGGAGGAGCGGGCGGCGAGCAACCAGGCGUCGCCCGGCGUGCCGUCUCCGUCGCUGGUGCCCGUCAAGAUGGCGAGCAAGCCCCUGGCCAGCAUCCUGGCCGAGCAGGUGCGGGACAUCGUGCAGGUAGAGCACCACCUCAAAGACGAGGAUGACUACGCCCACCUCGUAGAGGACCGCGCCAGGCUGCGGAGGGAGUUCCAGGCGGGGGAGGAGGAGCUCGAGCGACGGCGCGCGAAGGUGAGCGAGGCGGAGCACCAGCUGGAGCUGCAGCAGCGCGCGCUCGAGGAGGCACGACUGGAGCUGGAGAAGGUCUUGGGCCCGCACGAGAGCGCACCCUUUGAGGCGGAGGACGGGCAGGGCGCAGGUGACCCCGAGGGCACCGCGCGCAUCUCCCCGCCGCCGCUGGAGGCGACGCCGGCGCCGCAGGCUCCGCAGCCCCCGCAGUCGGACGGCGCGGAGUGCAGCGAGCUCCACGGGCAGAGCACCAGCGAGCCGCUCGAGGGCACCGAGCGCACCUCCCCACGGGAGUCGUCGGAGAGCCUUCAGACUCAGCAGCCCGAGUUCUCCGGCGGCACCACCUGCGGCGGCCUCAGUGGGCAUGUCGUCGUUGAGCCGGUGGACGCCCCCGAGGGGAAGCUCGGGAGAGCGCAGGCCCCGCAGCCCCUUCCGUUGGACGGCGCCACCCUCGAGCGCGCGCGGGCGCUCGGGCUCUACGACGCGGUGCGGCGCCAGUGCUACGAGCGCUCCGCCGAGCUCGCGGACCCGCCCGCCCCGCGGCGCGGCGCCUGCGAGGAUGGCUGCCUCCAGCCUCCGCGGCCCGAGGUGCCGGACAGCGCCGUCGCGCACGCCCGGGCGCUGGGGCUCGGCGACGCGGUGCGGGGGCGGUGCUACCAGCGCGCCCUGGAGCGCGCAGAGGCCGCGGCGCAGGAGUCCCGGUCGCCCCCCCUGGAGGGGAGGCGCGUCUCCUUCGGCCCGCCCUCGAGGCCCCAACGCGCCCGGCUGGACACCGAGGCGGCGUCCGCGGAGAGCGCGGAGGACGAAGAGGAGCUUCACACCGAGACGGCGCCCCAGGACCUCCGCAGGGUGUCCACCUACUCCCUGGAGGAUCGCUACGAGGCCCUCACGACGAUGGCGAAAUACGUGCAGGUGCGCGUAUCCAACGCCGGGGAGACGCCGGACACAGAGGACCUUCGGGCGCUGUGGGAGGUCUUUCAAGCGUGCGACGCCAACGGCGACGGCAGCAUCAACCUGAGGGAGCUCAUCAAGGCUUGCCGCGAGAUCCCGGAGGUCGCCGCCUUCUUCGGCCUGCCUUCGGAGAUCCAGCAGGAGAGUGCCUCACGGCAGGCGGUGAUGGAGUUCUUCCAAAGCGCUGAUGUCGACAACGACCGGGAGAUCACCUGGGAGGAGCUGUGCCGCGCCCACCGCCGGCGCUCGCGAGCGGGCUCCCGGCGCUCCAGCCGCUCCCCGCGCCUUCGCCUCGCGAGCCGGGGCGCCCAGGACGACCGCCGGCAUUCUACUUGCUCGCUGGAGGCCCGAUACGAGGCUCUGUCGCCGAAGGGCAUGCUGGCCGUGGAAGACGCGCGCCAGCAGGUCGUCGCGGGCUCCCGCCUCGCUGCGCUGGAGGGCGCCACGGCCGCGCGCGGUGCAGCCGUGGCGGAGGCCGAGGAGAGGCUGGCCCACGUCCGGGCGUUGCUGAGCGAGGCGCGCGCCUCCGCCGCGCGCCUCCGCGAGGAGGUUGACGAGGUGGAGCGCCGCAGGCUGGAUGCCCGUGAUUCGGCGCGCGCCAGGGAGGAGCGGCUGCGGCGCGAGCUCGAGGUGGCCCUGGGGCGCUUGCGGGACCGCCGCGCGCCGCAGCCCGAGGCCUCCUGGUUGUCCAUGUUCGGCGCCAGCUUCUGCUGCUCGCGCGCCGGGGGCACCCCGGCAGCCCCGCCACCGCCGGCAGAGGCGCUGUCCCUGGCCGGCGCUGCCAGCGACGAGGGCGCCCUGGCGCCAGCGGGGCCGGCGGCGGAGCUGGCCGGCGCCGCCGACGCGGGCGCUCCCGCGGCAGCGGGGCCAGGAGGGGCGCCGAGCGAGGCCCUGAUCAGCGCCUGA